Molecule: messenger RNA, 3153 nt
Organism: Microplitis demolitor
Lineage: Eukaryota; Metazoa; Arthropoda; Insecta; Hymenoptera; Braconidae
Product: sodium/potassium-transporting ATPase subunit alpha-B-like
Exons: 1
Coding region: 40-3153 (1037 amino acids)
Biological process (GO): proton transmembrane transport; intracellular sodium ion homeostasis; sodium ion export across plasma membrane
Cellular component (GO): membrane
Molecular function (GO): P-type sodium:potassium-exchanging transporter activity; ATP binding; ATP hydrolysis activity
Source: RefSeq, a predicted model, not a curated record
AUUUACAAUGCAAGUAAUUAAUUAAUUAAAGUCAAAAUAAUGGCAUUAGCAGGACCGUCAUUACUUUCAACAAAAAAAAGUUCAACUCCUCAAUUACAAAAGAAAAAAUUAACCGACGAUGAAAUAAUUGAUCUGCAUCAAGAAUUGCAAACAGAUGAUCAUAUAAUUCCUCUGGAUGAACUCUGUAUUAAAUUGAAUACUAACAUCGACACUGGAUUGACUGGGGAAGAAGCUAAAUUACGUCUCGCUCAAUCACCAAAUGCUCUGACUCCACCGAAAGUAACUCCCGAGUAUAUAAAACUAUUAAAGUCCAUGUUUUCCGGAUUCGCAAUACUAUUGUGGAUAUGUGCAGGGUUCUGUUUUCUAAUUUACCUGAUAAAUUACCUGCUGUAUCCCGACAGCUACGAGGACCAGGGCAUCGAGUGGUUCGGAGUGAUGAUAAUAGUUAUUUGUUUAAUAUCCGGAAUGUUUUCUUACAUCCAAGAAGGAAAAAAUUCACGUGUGAUGGAAUCGUUUUCUCGUAUGGUUCCGACUUUCGCACUAGUAAUUAGAGAAGGUGAAAAAAUAUUAAUUCCCACUGAGGAAAUAGUGCUAGGAGAUAUCGUCGAGAUAAGAAUGGGUGACAAAAUACCCGCUGACAUACGGAUAAUUCGCUGUGUCGGUUUAAGAGUCGAGAACUCGAGCAUCACCGGGGAGAGCGAACCAAUAGCGCGGACUGAUUAUCCAACUGAUCCAAAUCCUCUGGAAUCACAGAACAUGGCCUUUUUUUCGUCGUUCGCAGUCGCAGGCGAGGGUACGGGAAUCGUAAUAGCAACUGGAGAUCAAACAAUGAUCGGACGCUUAGCCGGACUAACAACUCAAGUUGUAAAAGACGAAACUCCAAUAGCUAAAGAAAUAAAUAAUUUUGUUAAAAUUAUAACUAUUGUUUCCCUCAUGUUUGGCGGGUUAUUUUUUAUAAUAUCACUGAUUAUUGAACCCAAUAUUAUUAAAGGUUUCACUUAUUUACUCAGUAUCGUGAUAUCUAAUAUACCGGAAGUAUUAUUGGUCACAGUGACAACAAGUUUAACAUUGACGGCUAAAAAAAUGGCCAACAAAAAUUGUCUGGUGCGUAAUCUAGAAGCUGUCGAAACUUUGGGUUCAACAUCAACGAUCUGCUCCGACAAAACAGGAACGUUGACGCAAAAUAAGAUGACGGUAUCUAAUAUGUGGUUUGGAAAUAUCCGUCACCAUGUAUCAGCAGUUAUAGGAAACUUGGGAGUCGAACGUGACCUAUUGCUUGAAAAACCGGCAUUCAAUUCCAUAAUAAAAGCUUCGACUUUGUGCCUAAGAGCCGAGUUUCGUAUUGACUCGGAUUUAUUUACACGAAUAGAAGAUCGCGACGUUAUUGGAGACGCAUCAGAAACAGGAAUUAUAAAAUUCUGCGAGCAUAUCCAUUCAACAAAACGUUAUCGGGUAAAUUAUCCUAAAGUUACUGAAGUACCAUUUUCUUCAGUGACAAAAUAUCAAUUGUCGAUACACCGAGAUGAAGAAGGUUACAAUGUUUUCAUCAAAGGAGCACCAGAAGUAAUUAUUGACUUUUGCAUAAACAUUCUGUCAAUGGAUGGCACAACAAGAUCAUUAACUGCGGAGGACAUCUUUCAAGCAAAACGGGCUUGUACUGAAUUAGGAUUUUUAGGCGAACGUGUACUGGCUUACUGUGAUUUAUUUUUGCCUUACAAAGAUUACAGUGAUAACUACGAAUUCGAUACUUCUUCAAUUAAAAAUUACAAUUUUCCAAUGAGUGGUUACAGAUUUCUGGGACUGUUAAGUUUACUAGAUCCUCCAAGAGCUUCAGUUCCAGAUGCUGUCCACACAUGUCGCGCCGCGGGAAUUAAAAUAAUAAUGGUGACUGGUGACCAUCCAGUGACUGCGAUGGCCAUUGCAAAGACAAUAGGAAUCAUCAGCGAAGGACAUGAGACGCGUUAUGAAAAACUGCUGCAUUUAGACAAUAAACUGUUUAGUAGCAGCAGCAAUAAAUCAUCAACGGUAACUUCAACUUCGGAGAAUAAUGAUGAUAAUUACAAAGCGAUUAUCGUAACUGGUACAGAGUUACGUUUUAUGACUGAUAAUGAACUGGAUAAUGUUAUUAAAAAUUAUGAAGAAAUAGUAUUUGCUCGUACAUCACCUCAGCAAAAAUUGAUAAUUGUCGAAAGUUGUCAACGUCUUGGUGAAAUAGUUGCUGUCACUGGAGACGGAGUUAAUGAUUCUCCGGCAUUACGCAAAGCUGACAUUGGUAUUGCGAUGGGUAUAACUGGAUCAGAUGUUGCUAAAAGUGCUGCAGAUAUGGUACUAAUGGAUGACAAUUUUUCGUCAAUUGUUACGGGGAUAGAAGAAGGCCGAUUGAUAUUCGAUAAUUUAAAAAAAUCAAUUGUCUAUACUUUAACCUCGGGAAUGCCUGAAAUGUUACCAAUGUUAAGCAGCCUAGUUUUAUCAAUACCUUUACCUAUUGUUAUUGAAUUAGUACUGUGUAUUGACAUUGGUACCGAUUUAUUACCAGCGAUUGCAUUGGCUUAUGAAAAGGCCGAGUCAGAUAUUAUGAAACGCCCGCCGCGAAAUCCGCAGUAUGAUAAACUGGUUAACAACCGAUUGAUUUCAAUGGCCUAUGGGCAAAUUGGUAUGACCCAAGCACUCGCGGGUUUGAUGAAUUACUUUUUAAUUCUCGGUUACCAUGGGUUCUUACCGGGUGACUUGUUGGGACUGAGACAAAACUGGGAAAACAAAAAUAUUGUUGAUUUAAAAGAUUCUUAUGGACAGACAUGGAACUACGAGAGUCGGAUGACUUUGCUGAGUGAAGCGAGAACUGGGUACUUUAUUGCGAUAGUUAUCACGCAGAUGAUGGAUUUGAUAAUGUGUAAGACGCGAAGAAAUUCGCUGUUUCAACAGGGAAUGGAUAAUUGGUUCUUGAAUAUAUCAAUUGGUUUUGAAGUAUUACUGACCGCUGUUAUUUUAUAUACUCCGGGUGCUGAUAAAAUAUUUAAAACUUUUCCUAUUGACCCGUAUUGGUUACUACCUUGUUUACCGCUUGGUUUAUUUUUGUGGGCAUACGAUGAAGGAAGAAGGUAUAUUAUCAGAAGGUAUCCCAAGAGUAUUAUUUAUAGUGAAACUUAUUAUUAA